AACCUCAGAUUCUCAAUCGAAACAACUGAUGAGAAAACUUCUGCAAAUUACAAUUUUUCAGAGCCGUUUAAUUAUUCACAGUGUAUCAUUAGUCGCAACAUUUUGAAAAAUGACCAAACCUAGACCCCAAGAAUUUCGAGAUGUAACAUUUGGCCUGAGAAUUCUCCGUGAUCUCCUCCUAGGGAGAAAACAUGAUAGGGAUAAUAGAUUCUCAGCGUUUUUGGCUACUAGAUCACCUGCUCCUCCUCAACUUCCACCAGGUCCACACGCAAAACUCAGCGAUAACUACUAUUACACACGGGAUGCUAGACACAUCGUGGAACCCCCGCUGCUAAUUGCUGGUCCACAGGUGGCGCCACAAAUUGAAUCUGCCGAGUUGAAAUCCAAAGUAAGUGCAAAUGUCCUUGGAGUUACCCCUGGAAAACCAUAUAUUUGGGAUGCCCCAGAUGAAUCUGCCUAUGAUCCCAGCAACGGACCCAAAUUUCCGCACGAAACCCAUAGGCAAAACAGGCAUUAUGGAUAAGCACCAACAAGUCCAGCGUUUUGAAAAUUCUGCGAAUGUAGAAGGUAGCUUUUAAUUUUCAAUGUUUGUUGUAUCUUCUUUUAGGUUAUAAUCAUUAAAUAAACUUCUUUUAGGCUGUUUCAAA
This is a messenger RNA of Bemisia tabaci, 647 nucleotides long. Its product is annotated as NADH dehydrogenase [ubiquinone] 1 alpha subcomplex subunit 7. The record is from RefSeq and is a predicted model, not a curated record. Gene Ontology annotation, biological process: mitochondrial electron transport, NADH to ubiquinone; ATP synthesis coupled electron transport. Lineage: Eukaryota; Metazoa; Arthropoda; Insecta; Hemiptera; Aleyrodidae. Gene Ontology annotation, cellular component: mitochondrial inner membrane; respiratory chain complex I.